Molecule: messenger RNA, 2392 nt
Organism: Neomonachus schauinslandi (Hawaiian monk seal)
Lineage: Eukaryota; Metazoa; Chordata; Mammalia; Carnivora; Phocidae
Product: zinc finger protein 555-like
Exons: 5
Coding region: 1-2043 (680 amino acids)
Biological process (GO): regulation of transcription by RNA polymerase II
Cellular component (GO): nucleus
Molecular function (GO): RNA polymerase II transcription regulatory region sequence-specific DNA binding; DNA-binding transcription factor activity, RNA polymerase II-specific
Source: RefSeq, a predicted model, not a curated record
AUGCUGGAUUCCGCGCAGAGGAAGCUCUACAGAGAGGUGAUGCUGGACACCUGGGCGAACCUGGCCGCCCUGGGAGCCUUGAAGAACCAAAGUUCUGAUACAGGCAUUGACGAUGGCACACUUUCCCCAAUGGAAACCUCUCGGGCCACCAGUCCUUCCCCAUGGGACUCAGUGGUCUUUGAGGAUGUGGCCGUGGACUUCACCCUGGAGGAGUGGGCUUUGCUGGAUUCUGCUCAGAGGGAACUGUACAGAGAAGUGAUGCUGGAAAACUUGAAAAACCUGGCCUCAGUGGAUGAUGAGACUCAAUUUAAAGCCAGUGGGUCAGUUUCUCAGCAGGAUGUUUAUGGGAAUAAAAUAUUCAAGGAACAUAAAAUAGCAAAGUUCACCAGAAAUGAUUCCUGGGCCUCUGUUUUAGGGAAAAUUUGGGAAGAAUUUAGCACUGAAGAUCAGCACACAAAGCAGGGGAGACAUCUGAGAAAUCAUGUGGUGGAGAAACUCUCUGAAAGUAAUGAUCAGUGUGGGGAAGGCUCCGGUCAGAUUCCAAAUCGUAAUCUGUACCAGAAAACUCAUACUGGAGUAAAAGAGUAUGGAUGUCGUGCAUAUGGAAAAGUCUUUGUGCCUCAUUCCUCCCUCAAGAGUCAUGUCGCCAUGCACACUGGAUACAAGCCGUAUCAGUGUCAGGAGUGCGGGCGGGCCUAUAGUUGUCGAUCACACCUACGAAUGCAUGUGAGGACCCACAACGGAGAGAGAACCUAUGAGUGUAAAUCAUGUGGAAAAACCUUUCCUCGUACGUCGUCCCUCAACCGGCAUAUAAGGAUCCAUACUGCCGAGAAGACUUACGAAUGUCAGCAGUGUGGGAAAGCCUUCAUUGAUUUUUCAAGUCUUACUAGUCAUGUGAGAACUCACACUGGAGAGAAGCCCUAUAAAUGUAAAGAAUGUGGGAAAGCCUUCAGCUAUUCCUCAACUUUUCGAAGGCACAUGAUAACACACACUGGAGAGAAGCCCUAUAAGUGUCAGGAAUGUGGGGAAGCCUUCAGCUAUUCCUCAACGUUUCGAAGACACAUGAUCUCACACACUGGGGAGACACCACAUAAAUGUAAGGAAUGUGGAGAAGCCUUUAGUUAUUCCUCAGCUUUUCGAAGGCACAUGAUAACACACACUGGAGAGAAGCCCUAUGAAUGUAAACAGUGUGGGAAAACCUUCAUUUACCUGCAGUCCUUCCGGAGACACGAAAGGAUUCACACUGGAGAGAAACCCUAUGAAUGCAAACAAUGUGGGAAAACCUUCAUUUAUCCCCAGUCCUUCCGAAGACAUGAGAGGACUCAUGGUGGAGAGAAACCCUACGAAUGUAGCCAGUGUGGGAAAGCAUUCAGCCAUCCCUCAUCCUUUCGAGGACACAUGAGAGUGCACACUGGAGAGAAACCUUACGAAUGCAAUCAGUGUGGAAAAACUUUCAACUGGCCCAUAUCCUUAAGAAGACAUAUGAGGACACACACGAGAGAGAAACCCUAUGAAUGCAAACAGUGUGGGAAAGCCUUCAAUUUGUCUGCUUGCUUUCGGGAACAUGUGAGAAUGCAUCCUGGAGAGAAAUCGUAUCAAUGCAAGCUAUGUGGGAAAGCGUUCUAUUGCCACAUAUCCUUACAAAAACAUAUGAGAAGGCACACCGCAGAGAAACUCUACGAAUGCAAGCAAUGUGGCAAGGCUUUCAGUUGGCCUGAACUUUUGCAACAGCAUGUGAGAACACACACUGCAGAGAAACCCUAUGAGUGUAAGGAAUGUGGGAAAGUCUUCAAAUGGCCAUCGUCUUUGCCGAUACAUAUGCGAGUGCACACUGGAGAGAAACCUUAUGACUGUAAGGAGUGUGGGAGAGCCUUCAGUUGUUCCUCGUCCUUAAGAAGACAUGUACGAAUACACACCACAGAGAGACACUGCUUGGGGGAUGCGGGAAAUUCUCCUGCAAAGGAAUUCAUGCCUCAUGCAUCAGGAAAUCCACACCAGGAGAGAAAUCUUAUCAAAGCUGUAAAUAUGGUACUGCCCUUGUGAGUACCUCAUCAAAGUGGACCUUUGGGGCGUGUAUCUCCAGUUCUGUUUACAGAUAGCGCUCCAAGUACUCUUUCAGCUGUCAUUUCAAAUUUUGCAGGUGGUGUUUUUUCCCUACAUUUCCAUAAUUAAACCUGCUAUCUUUAUGGUUUGUUGGACUCAUGGUGAUUUGAAGUGUAUUUUUAAUAUGUAGGUAAGUUUUAAUUUCUUUGAAUUCUUUAAGGGGUUUUUGGAACAAUGGCAUUUUGGUAUUUGUUGGGAUUUUCUUACUAGCUUAGUGUGGCAGAUACUGGAUAUUACCCGUUAUAUGUUUUCUGCCUUACUGACAAUCUAUUUAUUUUGGCCAGAGGAA